AUGAAAACAGUAAUGUCGCUAGAACAAUGUCCCAAUGAGUUAAUAAUGGAAAUAUUUAUGUAUGUUUCCUCAAUAGAUUUAUUUAAAACAUUUUACGGUUUAAACAGAAGAAUUGACUCCGUUCUUCAUCAUACCACAUGGAAACUGAAUUUUUUUAACUAUACGGUCUUUGUUCAACGAUCUGUAUCAUCAACAUUGUCGUCUAAUAUUGUCUAUUUGAAACUAAAACCGUGUCAAUUGAAUCAUCUUUAUGCACUAUUAGCAAACUUACCGAAAUUAAAAUAUUUAAUCAUUGAAAUUCGUCAAAAUUCCGUUCCAUUCUUAACUGAAAAUCGUUUUUUAACAGUGAUCUACUUUGAACUACACACUCUGGGAUCUAUUGAGUAUGAUGUUUGGUCCAAUCUAAUGUUAUCUUUUCCAAAUUUAAAUCGUUUAACAUUUUUUUCUCAAGGUGACAAACUAAUAAAUGGUCAACAAUUGCAGUUAACAUUGUCAAAACUUUCUUGUUUAACACAACUUCGCUGUUCACUAGCAGCAUGGGGAUACAAGGAAGAAGAUGCCGACAAAGUGUUCGAAACAUUUAAAAAUGAUUAUUGGCUCAAACAGAGUAAGAAAUGGAAAAUAAAAUGGUCUUAUAGUGACACUUAUGCUCGAGUAUAUACAGUCAAAGAGGAGGGUAAAUGA
Molecule: messenger RNA, 684 nt
Organism: Didymodactylos carnosus
Lineage: Eukaryota; Metazoa; Rotifera; Eurotatoria; Philodinida; Philodinidae
Source: the annotation of a GenBank genome assembly